AUGUCUCAAGAUGGCCAAAGAAGCAACGAAGAAGACUCCAAUGCAAAUGUUAACCCCAUUUCUACCAGUCCAUCUUCAAAUCGGAAUACGCUUUCUGACGAUCUUUCCCGCCAAGUCGAGACUAUUCUCGCGGCGCUUCGAGAUGCCAGAAACGUUCCGAGCGUCCCAAUCCCCAAAGUCGUUGACGAGUACUCGUCUUAUACUUAUAAGGCUCCUCAUUCUCAACGAUCAGUAGCUGAGAUUGGAAAAUUAGCUGGCACUAUCAAGUCCAUCGACGAUCUCGACGAUAAACUUGAACUUGUCAACGAACUAAUUUUCGAUCUCGAUACUACUAUGGCUGCUAUCAUGGAAAAACGGAGCCUUUUAGCCCCUUACCUCCAGCCAAU
This is a messenger RNA of Paramuricea clavata, 386 nucleotides long. Lineage: Eukaryota; Metazoa; Cnidaria; Anthozoa; Malacalcyonacea; Plexauridae. The record is from the annotation of a GenBank genome assembly.